UAAACAUACUUCAAAAUGGAGACAGGCUUCUAAAUAUGUGUUUGUUAACAUGACUGAAACGUUAAAGAAGGAUAUAACACAAAACUGCUGCAAAACUAUGGAAUCAAUCUAAUAAAAAGUUCAAAGCAAACGAAAAGGUGAUUUGAAAUAUAUGAACAUGUACAAUGUUUUGAUGAUGAAUGAGACAAUAUUUUUCACACCACCUGCUCCUUACCAAAAAGCGAUCAUACUGCUGAUUUCAUCUGCUAUAGCAAUAUCAAACACUCUAAUCAUCUAUGUUGUGAUCAGAACAAGGCCGUUGUGGACUUCAGCAGGAGUGUUCAUGUUAGGACAGGCCUUAACAGAUAGCAGUGUAGGCUUCAUGUACCUGGGAUUUUAUGAGAGUAUCCACAGAGGCAGCCUAAAUGGAACAAUCUGCCAAACAAUGGCGUACUUAUUAUCCGCAACUGUACUGUGCAGAUUGUUGUUUUUAACUGCAAUGAGCAUUGAUAAGUUAUUUACCAUUAAAUACCCAUUUCAGUAUCCCCCAAAGGCGACAACAAAGCGUGUGAUUUUAGCGACUGUUAUCUUAUGUUUGUUAGCUUAUGCAGUCUGCAUUCCCAUUGCCGUAUCUGAGUAUGAGUAUAGAACUGGAGCAUUCCUUUGUGAAGUGAAAUGGCGAUCAACAUCCUUGUAUCCGUACAUUUUACAAAGCAUCAUCUACAUUUUCAUCACCACAAUGACUGGUGCUCAUGUCAACAUCUUCGUGAUUGCUCGACGUCACCAAAAAAAUAUCAAUAAAAUAGGAAUAAAAAAACAAAAAGAUACCAAGGAAUCUAAAGGGAACAAACCAUGGGUGAGAAACAGUUUCAAAUCUGAACUGAAAGCUAUCAAGAUGAUAAUCCUACUGGUUGGGGUGCUAUAUGUGUGCUGGUUGAUGUACAUUGGGGGUAUAGUGAUAUACCAAUCAACUACAGGCAAUAUACAUUAUCCAUUGCUUCAUUUUGCAGCAAUAUGGCUUGGACUCUUCUACAUGUGUAUUAUAAUUCUUCUCUACUCUUCAACAAAUAAACUCUUUCGUUUAGGAUUCAUGAAGUAUGUACUAUGUAGACAAUCAACUAAUGAUCCUGAUUUAGUAAUGUCAAUGACAAUGUGAUAACAAGGCACUAACAUACAAAAUGUCAUCACCUGCCAUUUGUUACCGAUGCCAAACACCAACAGCUGAACACAAGCUGCUGAACUCAAACCACCAAACACCAACCACUGAAUACCAUCCACAAAAAAGUUGGAGACUAACAAUAUGUCACCACUUCUGGUGGUGACAUAAAAUGAUGACACUGUGACAAGGUUGUGAUGACGAGUGACAUAAUCAGUGACGAUCAAAAACUAAUUAUGCAAUUAUUUAGUGAGAAGAAUAUAACUCGUGUGACGCAAAAUCUCUUUGAGAUAAAGCAUUCAUUGUGGGCAACGACACAAAGCAUUAUUGAAGCAGCCUACAAUUAUCAAUCCAGUAAGGUAUCAAUUUCUAUUCAAUCAAUACAAGGAAAUAUAGUUUCAAUAAAUAUUUUCAACAUGAUUACAGCAUCUAUAGAGCAUUGUGCAUAUGAUUGGACUAUUGAAGUGGCUUAACAAAUCAAAAAAGAUAUUCAGCUUCAUUCUGUUUAAAAAAAUUAAAAUACAUGUAGUCCUAC
Owenia fusiformis is the source of this 1670-nucleotide messenger RNA. NCBI's taxonomy places the organism in Eukaryota, Metazoa, Annelida, Polychaeta, Sabellida, Oweniidae. The record is from the annotation of a GenBank genome assembly.